Camponotus floridanus (Florida carpenter ant) is the source of this 1032-nucleotide messenger RNA. Its product is annotated as estradiol 17-beta-dehydrogenase 11. The record is from RefSeq and is a predicted model, not a curated record. Gene Ontology annotation, molecular function: oxidoreductase activity, acting on the CH-OH group of donors, NAD or NADP as acceptor. Bases 25 to 1014 code for a protein of 329 amino acids. The transcript has 8 exons. Gene Ontology annotation, cellular component: lipid droplet. Lineage: Eukaryota; Metazoa; Arthropoda; Insecta; Hymenoptera; Formicidae.
UUUCGAGAAACGAAAGAUCGCAAAAUGAUGAAUCUGAAAGAAGGCAUAUAUAUGAUCUACAAUUUAUUUCUAUCAAUCGGUAUGACGAUUAUUUAUGUUACUGAGACCAUAAUGUUAACGCUAAUUCCUCAUCGAUAUCGAGAGAAGUCAAUCAAAAAUGAAAUUGCUCUCGUUACGGGUGGUGCGAGUGGAAUUGGUAAAUUAAUCGCAAUUAAACUUGCCAAACUUGGUGCGAACGUAAUUGUCUGGGAUAUCAACAAAAAUGGUCUUAUAGAAAUUGCGGAAGAAAUAAGGAAAAUCGGUGGAAAAUGUUAUACAUAUUAUUGCGAUAUCGCUAACAAAGAAGAAGUAUAUCGUAUUGCGAAAGUAGUACAAAUCGAAGUCGGACAUGUAAGUAUAUUAGUGAAUAACGCAGGAUAUGUCUAUGGAAGAACUUUUAUGGAAUUGCCAGAUUGCGAAAUUGAACGAACAUUUAAAGUAAAUAUUCUAUCGCAUUAUUGGAUUACAAAAUCAUUUUUGAAAGACAUGAUGAAAAAUAAUCACGGUCAUAUAGUAACAAUAGCAAGUGUCACCGGAUUUGUAGGAACUUAUAAAUGCACGGAUUAUUCUGCGACAAAAUUCGCAGCCAUUGGAUGCCACGAAAGUCUUUUUAACGAGCUAAAAGUGCAUGGAUACGAUGGAAUUCACAUGACUUUGGUUUGUCCUUAUCUCAUAAAUACGGGAAUGUUCAAUGGAGUAAAAUCAGUUAGUAGAUUUAUGCCGAUACUUGAACCAGAAUAUGUUGCUGAACGAGUGAUUGCAGGUAUAUUAACGAAUGAGAUGUUCAUAGUGUUACCUAACAUCAUAAAAUAUUUAUUGCCAUUUAAAUAUUUAUUACCAGUUAAAAUGAACUGGGCAUUAAUAUAUCACAUUGUAAAAGGACCACAAAUUAUGAUGACAUUCAAAGGUCGGGAAUCAAGGAAGACCUCAAGUGAUGAUAGUAUAACAAAUUAUAAAUAUAUAUGCGAGCAGUAAAGUUACACAAAACUAAAA